AAGAAUGGCUUCCAACCGUUGUGCUGUCUGCAAAAUUUUGAAUGAAACUUGUGCUCCAAUGUGCAUUUAUGCACCACAUUUUCCAUCAAACGAUGCAAGUUUCAAAGUUAUUAUUCAGAUUUUUGGAGCCGUGAAUGUUUGCAAUAUCCUUGAUAAUCUUGAAUUUCCAGAACAACGAGAGAUUGCUGCCAACUGUUUACGUUAUGCUGCUGAGGCUCGUAUACGUAAUCCUAUUUCUGGUUGUCAUGACAUGAUUCUACAAUACAAGAAUAUUCUCAAUAAUGUUGAACAAGAUAUUGAAUCCGCGGUGAAUGAGCUUGGAACCUAUGUGGGACACGAUCAAGUACCAAAAUUUUAUGAUCUUCCAAUGCCAGAUGAUUUCCUCAUGACACCAGUCUCUUUAGAUUCUUUUAUUGCAAAAAUUAAGAGUUUAAACGAAGUUCAAAAGAAUCAACUUAUGCAACUCCCAACUGCUGCUGAUAAUGCACCAAUGAUAAUGAAUAGCAUAUUUGGGAAGAUGGAAGAUAAAAACCUGAAAGAUGGGCAUAGAGCUGAUGGUGCAUCAACAUCUGCUGGUAAGUGAUAUUGAA
This is a messenger RNA of Arabidopsis thaliana (thale cress), 590 nucleotides long. RefSeq names its product LOB domain-containing protein 32 (gene LBD32). Lineage: Eukaryota; Viridiplantae; Streptophyta; Magnoliopsida; Brassicales; Brassicaceae. The transcript has a single exon. Gene Ontology annotation, biological process: positive regulation of DNA-templated transcription. The coding region runs from base 5 to 583 and encodes 192 amino acids. The record is from RefSeq and is marked reviewed.